Molecule: messenger RNA, 1171 nt
Organism: Marchantia polymorpha subsp. ruderalis
Lineage: Eukaryota; Viridiplantae; Streptophyta; Marchantiopsida; Marchantiales; Marchantiaceae
Source: the annotation of a GenBank genome assembly
AUUCUAAAUACACCUAAUCUCGAGCUCAACGACGAAGAAAAGCGAAGGGGUCCAACUACAGCGAAAAUGAAUGAUGGAUGAUGGGCACAGAGUCAGUAAGGAAGGAUGAACAGGAAAUCAGAAGGGAAUUAAAAAUCUCGAAGCCUACAAACAACAAAACCGAAACCUGGUCAUCAUCCGAAUGGAACAGAAGAGAAGAGACUACGAACAAGCGCAAAGAAGUAUCAGCAUGCGCAACAAACAAAACACAUCGAAUCGGAGAGUCGCAGUGGUCGUCGUCGUGCAAGCGGAAGGAUGAAGAAAAAGGGGCCUUGAUCAUGAGGCCGGAAAGUGCACGGUUGCCACCGGGGCCGAGCCGCAAAGUCCAGGGACUCAUGGAGGACAGGGAGGGACGUAGAGAGAGAAGCAGGCAGGCAGCUGGGGUUGCCGGACGCGGACACGGACAGUGAAGCUCGGACGAGAGAUUGAUUCACGAGGAAGGAAGGAAGGAAGGAGGAAGAAGAAGAAGAAGAAGAGUAAGCGGAAGGGGAAGAAAUUGUUCUUCCGCUUGCAAGGCAAGGCAAGGCAAGGACAAAGAGCGAGGGAGGAAAGGGGCGAAGGAAGGGAGGUCCAGAUAAGAACGGGAUCGGUCGUGGGGCUAUCAUGAGCGAAAGCAAAUGGACAAGCGGACUUGGCCAAUUUGGCAGGACUCGAGUAAAUGCGAGCGUGCCCAAAAGCCAAUUGCGAGAUCGAGCGGUGGGGCCGGGCUGUCGCCGCUGGUCGGAAAUCAAGGGGACAUGGCAACGGGGUCUAGAGCAGAGAUUCCGAGCUCCGGGUUUUGCUCUUCGGUUGCAACGUUGGGUUGUCGCAUGCCGCCAGCAGACCUCGGCUCCGACCAUGUAGACUGGACACUUUGCGAGGGCAAGGAGAUCCAGCCGAGCGAUCAAAGGGGCGUCCAUUUAGUGCUGCAGCACACCGAAGACCCAGUCCAAGAUGGUACAAAAUUUUGGAAGUUUGGGAAAGGUUCCGGUUGAUGUUAUCUCCAACGAAAAGAUACCAUAAAAUAAGAUGUCGUGGGACUGAAUGAUUGCAGACAUUACUACCAUACUAUAAUGACCGGAACCCAUGAUUCAAAGAUGCAAGUGAUUACGAGGCUCUACAGCACAUUCUGCCUAUCCCCUCAAAUCGAAGG